AUGCAAGUCACUUCCCGUCCUUCCACUAUCACCCCCAAUUCCUACCUUCCUUCCGUCUUCACCACGGUGGCAAGUCACGAUGUACCUGUUUUCUUUUCGCGCUACCCUGCUGGGAUCAGCGUUGCAGCGGUAGACGUCGAAGCCGCAAUGCAUGCCAUCGGAGAGCUGGCUUCCACGGAGGGCUCCCGGGAAAGGCGACGAGCACGGAUCAGACACACCAACCCUUACGGAGACCCGUUUGCUGUGUGUCAUUGCACUGCCUUUCCGGACCGGCUGGUUCUGUUAUCUAGCUUGGUCGAGGUGAUGUGGAUUCACGAUGACGUAACAGAAGAAAUGGAUCACACCGAGGCCUGCAAAGCACACGCCGAACUAGCUGCGAUUCUACGCCUCGACAUCGACCCAUCGAGCAUCGACUCGAACAACAACCCACGCCUGAAAGCCCUAGCCGAGGUGCUCCGAAAAACCAUCGACAUAGACCCUGCCAAGGCUCCCGCCAUGAUCGAAAUGCUAAAAACCUACCUCGCUACAUUCGACAACGUCGCGGGUAACUUCACUCGACUGGAAGAAUACAUGCCCCAUCGGAUCGCGAACUGCGGAUACUGGAUGUCCUCCUACUUCAUCCGGUGGGGCAUGAACAUGGACCUUAGCGACUCAGACUACGCCAGUAUCGAGCAAUACGACAUCGCGAUGGGAAAUGUCCUCGGUCUAACGAAUGAUUACUUCAGUUGGCAUAUCGAGAAGGAUCAAGAAACCGAUCGGAUGAGAAACGCCGUGAUGGUUCUGAUGAAGGAGCAUCGUGUUACGGCUGAGGCCGCAAAGAUGAUGCUUCUGGGGAUUAUCGUGGAUGAGGAGUCCAGAGCGGCGAAGCUCAAGGAGGAGAGGCUGAAGAGCCCAACUUCGCAGGACAUUUUGCAGUAUUUUGAGGCUAUUGAGUUGUAUGUGGGGGGUAGUUGUUAUUGGCAUUCGACUGCGCCGAGAUAUCAAAUUUUUGAAUAG
This is a messenger RNA of Aspergillus ibericus CBS 121593, 996 nucleotides long. RefSeq names its product terpene synthase family protein. Bases 1 to 996 code for a protein of 331 amino acids. The transcript has 4 exons. The record is from RefSeq and is a predicted model, not a curated record. NCBI's taxonomy places the organism in Eukaryota, Fungi, Ascomycota, Eurotiomycetes, Eurotiales, Aspergillaceae.